Molecule: messenger RNA, 1446 nt
Organism: Lachancea lanzarotensis
Lineage: Eukaryota; Fungi; Ascomycota; Saccharomycetes; Saccharomycetales; Saccharomycetaceae
Gene: SRM1
Product: LALA0S13e02960g1_1
Exons: 1
Coding region: 1-1446 (481 amino acids)
Cellular component (GO): cytoplasm
Molecular function (GO): guanyl-nucleotide exchange factor activity
Source: RefSeq, a predicted model, not a curated record
AUGAGUAAACGAUCGGCAAGCCCUAAUUUAACGCCUUCCAAAAGGACAAAGAAGCAUCUUGUUUCCACGAUUCACAAGCACUACAAGUCGAUCAACAGCCAAGAUGACUAUAAACACAUGUAUAUUGCGGUCGAGCCGUUGGAUAUUUUCUGCUGGGGAACAGGAUCUAUGUGUGAAUUGGGGUUAGGUCCAUCUUCAAAAAACAAAGAGGUGAAGAGACCUCGUUUGAAUCCGUAUUUGGUGAAAGAUCAGGCGAAAAUAGUGUCGUUUGCUGUGGGUGGUAUGCAUGUUUUGGCUCUCGGUCAGGACAACAGUGUAUGGUCAUGGGGAACGAAUGAUUCUGGUGCUUUGGGUCGCGAUACAUCCGGUGCCAAAGUCCAAUUGAAGGAUAUGGACGCUCAAGACAGUAGUGACGACGAAGAUGGAGAUCUAAACGAUGAGGAAAGUACGCCUACCAAGCUCGAUGAAAGUUCAUUGCCCUUGGCAGAAUCCAAGGUUUCGCAGCUGGCAGCCACUGAUAACCUCAGUGCAGUGUUGCUCGACAGCGGAGAAAUCUAUGCCUGGGGUACUUUCAGGUGCAACGAAGGUACUUUGGGUUUUUACAAAGAAACUAUCAAAAUGCAAAAACUUCCUUGGAAAGUGCCUAAGUUUUCUUCCUCAAAAGUUGUUCAAAUGGCAGCGGGAAAAGACCAUAUUUUAUUUCUUGAUGAAGGUGGAAUUGUCUAUGCAUGGGGUAAUGGGCAGCAGUACCAGCUUGGAAGAAAGAUUUUGGAACGUUCUCGUUUGAGAACCUUGGAUCCCCGUGCUUUUGGCCUCGACAACAUCAAACACAUUGCGUCGGGUGAGAACCACUCAUUUGCACUCAGCAAUGAUGGCAAGCUUUUCAGCUGGGGUCUUAAUCAAUUUGGCCAAUGUGGUGUCACUGAAGAGGUGGAAGACGGUGCUUUGGUCACCAUCCCUACCGAAGUUCUUUUGCCAGAAGGCACUAAAGUGAAAAUGGUCGCGGCCGGAGAACAUCACUCUCUCGUCCUAUCAGAAGAAGGAGAGCUUUUCACUUUUGGUAGACUCGAUAUGUUUGAGAUUGGCAUUGCCAAAGACAAAUUGCCAGAACAGACUUAUAUCGAUGCACACAACAAACCCCGUGCCGUCCCCGUACCAACUAAGCUCGUAGAUGUUCCACGUUUCAAAAACAUCGCCGCCGGCUCUCACCACUCGCUAGCUAUCUCUGAAGAUGGUGUCGUUUUUUCAUGGGGAUUCGGAGAGACCUAUGCCGUGGGAUUAGGUCCUUCUGGAGAAGACAUCGAAGUUCCUACCAGAAUCAAAAACACAGCAACUCAAGACCAUAACAUUAUGUUUGUUGGUGGGGGUGGACAGUUUUCAGUCUCCGGUGGGGUAAAAUUAACUGACGAAGCUGCCGAGAAGCGCGCGGAUAAAUAUGACGAUUGA